This is a messenger RNA of Psammomys obesus (fat sand rat), 477 nucleotides long. Its product is annotated as C-C motif chemokine 8-like. Gene Ontology annotation, molecular function: CCR chemokine receptor binding; chemokine activity. The transcript has 3 exons. Bases 29 to 328 code for a protein of 99 amino acids. Gene Ontology annotation, cellular component: extracellular region. NCBI's taxonomy places the organism in Eukaryota, Metazoa, Chordata, Mammalia, Rodentia, Muridae. The record is from RefSeq and is a predicted model, not a curated record. Gene Ontology annotation, biological process: immune response; lymphocyte chemotaxis; positive regulation of GTPase activity.
CCUUCACUCCAAUGCCCUGGCCCUCAACAUGAAGAUCUACAUAGUGCUUCUGUGCCUGCUGCUCACAGCUGUCACUGUCAGCCCAGAGGAGCAGGCUGGGCCAGAUAAGGCAUUCGUCCCAGUCUCCUGCUGCUUUGCUGCAAUAAAAAGGAGGAUCCCCUUUAAGAUGGUGCAGAGCUACAGAAGAAUCACCAGUAUCCAGUGUUCCUGGGAAGCUGUGGUCUUCAAGACCAAGAAGGGCAGACUUAUCUGUGCAGACCCCACAGAGAACUGGGUCAAUGAUUAUGUGGUGCUGCUUGACCAGAAGUCUCAAUCUCUGCAGCCUUGAACCUUCAACACUUGGCCUGAGAGACGAUGACAGCCUGACACUUUCCCCUAACCUUCUCCAUGCACAGAGUUGUAACAAGCAGAGUCGUUGGAGGUGCCUGCCCUGUGUGUUUCCUCAUCCUUGUCUCUUACAGGAAUAACUGAAAUAAA